Messenger RNA from Aphanomyces astaci, 1233 nucleotides. RefSeq lists its product as hypothetical. The record is from RefSeq and is a predicted model, not a curated record. Bases 90 to 1094 code for a protein of 334 amino acids. Lineage: Eukaryota; Oomycota; Saprolegniomycetes; Saprolegniales; Verrucalvaceae. The transcript has a single exon. Gene Ontology annotation, molecular function: protein serine/threonine phosphatase activity. Gene Ontology annotation, biological process: protein dephosphorylation.
AACUGUUCCUUCCACACGACGGUGGCGCUGACCAAUUUGCCAGAUCGUGAGCUGCACUUGUGUCCUUCAUUCCGGCUAACCUGCAACAAAUGGAGAUGGAAUACCUGCGAUCCAACGUUCAGCUGCCCACGUUGACAAUGACCACCACAACCCCCAUCAAGUCUGAUCCUUUGAAGACAAAGGUCGCCGACGACGUGGGUACUCUACCGGUAGAUCUCGAAGGCGAAGCGGAUGCGUUGGCCGAUGAAGACGAUGAAGAGGAUAACCAAGCAAUACACAUCGAGGGGGAUCUCGUUCCGCUGCACAGUGCGUUUGUGUCGUGGAAGAGUCCUACCCAUGCUAACGAAGAUCGCGCCGUGAUUUACCGCGGAUCUCGGUUCAGCGUGUUUGCAGUCAUAGAUGGCCACGGCGGGGACUUGGCCUCCGAGUUCGUGAAGACGCAUUUAGUGGAUAUCCUCGACGAGGAGCCAGAUCUGACGACCGCGAGCCUUCGUCAUGCCACCGCCACGCUCGAGCGGCGGUUUGGAGAGCUCGCCACGGCCGCCAACGACUUCAGCGGCGCUUGUUUUGUGGCGCUGGUGGUCGUGGAGGACGGAAGUCGCACGAGGUUUGUCAUCAACUGUGGGGACUGCCGCAUUUCUGCGCUGGAGCGACUAAAGAAGCACCGGCGCGAGUACAAGGCGCUGUCCACCGAUCACAAGGCGAGCUGUCCCCUCGAAAAGCAGCGCAUCGCCAGGGCAGGAGGGUAUGUCAUCAUGGACCGAGUCGCGGGGGUUUUGGCGCCGUCUCGAAGCAUCGGGGACCUCGACAUGAAGGUACCCGGCAUGGAAGGAUGGGUGGUAGCCGACCCCGAGAUCAACGAGGACGUGCUGUGUCGGGAUAGUUUGUACGUGCUGGCGACCGACGGUGUGUGGGACGUCAUGUCGGACCGCGACGUGCUGCGUCUUGCAGAAACGUCUUGGCUGGACAACCAAGUAGCGCACGACGGUACCGUCGGGUGCGCGAGUUCAUGCGAAGCGAUCGCUCAAGAUAGCGUCGCCCGCGGCAGUCGCGACGACAUCACGUGCAUUGUCAUUCGAACAGGUGACUGGUGAGCGACGUGGCUUUGCCGUAGCUAAGAGUACAUAAACAUAUAUAUGCAUUCGCCGUUCGUCUAACUACAGCGUCUCCAAAAUGGGAUACGAUCACAGGUCAAGCAACAGCAUGUCGUCCAGUCCAUCGAAUUUCAGUACA